Linum trigynum is the source of this 660-nucleotide messenger RNA. Lineage: Eukaryota; Viridiplantae; Streptophyta; Magnoliopsida; Malpighiales; Linaceae. The record is from the annotation of a GenBank genome assembly.
AUGAAGCAGAUUUAUAACGAGACAGAAAAGAUUAGGCGUGAGAGAUUGGGUGGCAUGAAACCUAUGCGGUGGACAUUGAUAGAAGCUCAACGUCUCGAUUACUUUGUUGAGUGCGAGUUUGAUGAUGAGCGUUGUGUUUCUAGACUCUUCCUUUGCCAUCCAGAGUCUAUUCGGAUGUUGAGCGCAUGGCAUUUCGUCAUUUUGAUAGACUCAACUUACAAGACUAACAAGUAUAAGCAGCCACUAGUUCAGUUGAUUGGUGUUAGUCCGGUGAAGAAUCACUUCAAUAUUGGGUUUGCAUUGGUGUCAGAUGAGACGAAGGAGACAUAUGCUUGGGUUUUGAUGCAAUUGAAGCAUCUGCUUGGUGAUCGAACACCGGAUGCGUUUGUUACCGAUAAGGAGGGAGGUUUGGGUGUCUCAUUGCGACAGAUCUUUCCAUCUUCAGCUCAUUUACUAUGUGUGUGGCACAUGAAGAGGAACAUUGAAGCUAAAAUGUUGUCUUUUAGGAUCAGUCGUGAUUCUGGCGAGUGGUUUAUAGAAGGUCCAUGGGGGAGAGUCUUGAAUGCCAAUACCGAGGCAUGGUUCCAACGGUGUUGGCGAGACUUGCAAAAUGGUCAUUGGGGGUACAAACGAAAAGUGGAUGGACUACCUCAGAAGUGA